Molecule: messenger RNA, 1688 nt
Organism: Leptopilina boulardi
Lineage: Eukaryota; Metazoa; Arthropoda; Insecta; Hymenoptera; Figitidae
Exons: 2
Coding region: 68-1591 (507 amino acids)
Molecular function (GO): protein binding
Source: RefSeq, a predicted model, not a curated record
AGUAUCUAUGUGCGAAAGGAUUUGUUUGAACCCGUUUACGUUUCUUAAAUAAAUAAAUUUCCGUCAAAUGCCAAUUUCAUGUUUUUCAGUGAGUGGGGAAAAGAAGAAAGAAAUUUUGGACCUUGCCCAAGAAUGUCCUGCUGAUAAAUUAAAAAUUGUGGAACAAUUUUUCAAUGAAAAUACAUCACCAGCAUAUAAUUUAGAAAUUUUGCAAAAGAAAUUAGAAGAAAAUGUUGCACAUUAUUCCAUUGUUUAUGAUGCAAUUGUCAAAGACUCGCUACCUUUACUAAAACUCUAUUAUUUAAUAACAAAUACAAAUGUAAAUAAUAAUAUAAUAAUAAAUGAAUCUAACGGAGAAACUCCACUUCAAUGCGCACUAAAUAAAGGAAAUUACAAAAUUGCCUUAUUUUUAACAAAUCAAAUUUAUAAAAUCACUCUAAAUAAUCAUAUGGAAUUGAUAAAAUUUCUCCAAACUAAAUUUAACGAUUGUUAUAUAUCAGAUUUUAAAUCUGGUGUUAAAUUUUCAACAUUAUUAUUUUUUGCCUCAACAUUGAAUAAAGAUGCAUUUGAAAUGAUUUUAUCCUCAUCUCCAAUUAAUCAUCUUUACGAUAAUCAUCCACAUUUCGAUGCAACACUUUUAAAUUUAAUUAUUUCAUGGGGUAAUAAAACUAUAUUAAAAUUGGCAAUUAAAUAUGGUGCAAAUUUAAAUUAUGGUUCGAAUUUUUAUGAUAAACCACUUUACGAAGCAAUAUUGUAUUGUCCAAAAAUGAUUUCAAUUUUAAUAAAAAAUGGAGCUAGACUUCAUUCCAAUGAUGAUAAUUUUGAACGACAUCACGUUAUUCCACUUCGUGAUUUAGGAAGAAUAAAAUAUUACAAAAUUAUUAAGAAAAUGAAAAAAUUUGGAAUUGAUUUUUAUAAAAAAUUUUUGACCAACGAAAAUGAAUUACACGAUUUAUGUCGAUUUGCCGCUGAUGAUAAUUGUAAAUCAUUUUUGCUUGCAAUCGAAAAAGGUGCCGAUAUUAAUCAUAUGAAUGAUGAUAAUUAUUGUCUUUUAAAAUUUGCAAUCAAUGAUAAUCUUCUUGAGAGAUAUAGCAAAGAUUCAAUAAUUUUGAUAUUAGUGUCGAUAAUUGUUAAAAUGAUUGAGAAUAGAGAUUUUGUUAAUAAAGAUAAUAUUGAAUGUUUAAAUGAUAAAAAGGCACGAACUUUCUUUGUGAAUUGUAAAAAAGAAAUUUAUUAUUUAAGGGGGAAAAAAAUCAUUGAAAAUAUUUCAAUUACGUAUUAUGAUUUUUUGACCAGUGAUGUACAAAAAUUAACUGCUCUUGCUAGAAAUAAGGAAAUAUUAAGGAAUUUUCGAUUGUCAAAUUAUGCAAAGGAAUUUCCUAUUUACGAGCAACAUUUGAAAAGAAAUUUUGAAAGAUCAAUUUGGAGAUUGCAAAAAGUGGAAGAAAUUUGUGAAAUUUUUGUAAAUAUUAAAUUUCCACCAUUAAUUGUUGAAAAAAUAUGCGGUUAUUUGAAUGACCAUGAGCUUACGAUGUCGAAAAAUUAUUUUCAAUCUCUUAAAGAAUUUCUUUUACAAAUAAAAAUUGUAUAACUGAUAAUUAUUAAAACUACGAGGAUCUGGGUUUUUUAAAAAUAUUUUUUACCAUAUAAAUAAACUGAAGAAACUAUUUUUGUCAUUAAUGUAAAUA